UCGGAGCGCCUCCUCGUCGACGGCACAGGCGCAGUGGAGGUCGGGCGGAGUUGUGGGAGGGGAGGAGGAAGAGCGGGAGGGGGGCGGGAGCCGGUCCCAGAAGAUGGCGGAGGCGGGGGAUUUCUGGUAGGUCCUCUUUUAGGACAAGAUGCUGUAACUGUAGGAUCACCGGCCUGCUUCGAUUCACAGACAUUUGGUUUUUCUGCUGGGAAGGCUUUUUUUUUUUUGUCUUGCCGGUUUACUGAACUUAUGAAACCAUGGCAGAAGGAAAGACAGAGUCGCCUGGGCCCAAAAAGCGUGGCCCCUAUAUUUCAUCUAUCACUAGCAGGAGCGUGAACUUGAUGAUUCGUGGAGUGGUGCUGUUUUUUAUUGGAGUAUUUCUUGCAUUAGUGUUAAAUUUACUUCAGAUUCAGAGAAAUGUGACGCUCUUUCCGCCCGACGUGAUCGCGAGCAUCUUUUCUUCAGCGUGGUGGGUGCCGCCCUGCUGUGGCACAGCCUCAGCUGUGAUUGGGUUAUUAUACCCCUGCAUUGACAGGCAUCUAGGAGAACCACAUAAAUUUAAAAGAGAGUGGUCCAGUGUGAUGCGGUGCGUAGCCGUCUUUGUUGGUAUAAAUCAUGCCAGCGCUAAAGUGGAUUUUGAUAACAACAUACAGUUGUCCCUCACACUGGCUGCACUCUCCAUUGGACUGUGGUGGACAUUUGAUAGAUCUAGAAGUGGUUUUGGCCUUGGAGUAGGAAUUGCUUUCUUGGCAACCUUGGUCACUCAACUGCUAGUCUAUAAUGGUGUUUAUCAAUAUACAUCUCCAGAUUUUCUCUAUGUUCGCUCUUGGUUACCGUGUAUAUUUUUUGCUGGAGGCAUAACAAUGGGAAACAUUGGUCGACAACUGGCAAUGGUGGAAUCCAGACUUGGUCAGUAUUAAAUACCUCUCUGAUCUUGGCUCACAGUGGAGUACAGCUGACCCUUGAAACAAUGUGGGGGGUAGGGGUGCUACCCGCACCCAGUCGAAAAUCCAUGUAUAAUUGUUGACUCCCCAAAACUUAACUACUCAUAGCCUUACCAAUAACAUAAAUAGUUGGUAUCAUAUACUGUAUUCUUGUAAUAAAGAUAGAGAAAAUAAAAUGUUCUUAAGAAAAUCAUAAGGAAGAAGAAAUGCAUUUACAGUACUGUACUCUGUUUAUCAAAAAACAAUGCACGUGUAGGUGGACCCGUGCAGCUCAAACCUACGUUGUUGAAGAAUCAAACUGUGUAUUCUUCAGAAGGUAGUUCUUCCAGUGAUGGUCUGUGUGUAGCAGAGUCCUAGCUUUAUGCAUCUGGAAGAGUGCUCUUUUCUCCCAGAACAUCUUAUCAGGCCUUAGAAUUCUAGGUUCCUGGUUUCCCACUGCUCCCAUCAUGCUGAAGACUUUUAACUCAUUGUUUAUGCACUUUGAAUCUGUGUGCUCAACAUCUUCAAUUCUGGAAACAUUUUAAAUCUGGCUGCCUAUUGGAAUUAUACAGAAAUUUGUAAAGAAUGCUAAUGCCUGGCUUCCACCUUUGGAGACUCUAAAAUCAUUGGCCUGUGGUAUGCCCCGCACUUUAGGAUCUUCAUAAAUUCUGCAGGCGGUUUUAAUGUGCAGCCCAGAUUGCCACUCAUUGGUGUGGAUUCGUGUGAGAUGAAGAGCAUGUUUGAGGUCAGAGAGAUAUUGUAACUUGGGGAACAAAGAGCAAGGGAAACAUUGGCAUACAUUUUGGACUAGGUCAUCUGAACUUGAUGACGUGAGCGUGGAGGUGAAGGAAGAGGAAGUGUGACUUAAUGUUUAUUCUUUGGAAAACUAGGUGGAUGGCAUUUCUGUAAACCAAAGAGGAAUAUAGGGAAGCAGAUGAGUGAGUAAAGUUAGUGAGUCUAGUUUGAUAAGUUGAGGUCCAGGUAUGUCAGGGACGUCUGGUAAAGAUGCGUCAUAAGCAGUCAGAUAGUUGAGUCUGGGUUAUUGGAUGUAAAUGGGGGAGGUCAUUGUUGGCAUAUGUCCAUGGUCCUUGAAGCUGUGGGCAUGGGUGUGAUCCCCUAGGGAGCAUGUUACCGUGAAGGGAGACAGAUCUGAGGCAUGCUGGCAUGUUAGCAGAGGGGUUGGAGGAAGUGGGGAGGGUGCUGUCACAAGUGGGAGGAGAAAGAGAAGAGUGAUGUGGUUCAAGCCAGAGCAGAAGGCAGUUCCAGACAGGAGAGCUGGUAGUAUGAAGUGCAGUUGGAAGGAAUAACCAACCUUAGAGAUAAAGGAGAUGUAUGGUUUAUGUUGAAAAGUGCUUUUCUUUUUUUGUUUUUUAAUGUUUAUUUAUUUCUGAGACACAGAGAGACAGAGCAUGAGUCGGGGAGGAGCAGAGAGAGAGCGGGGGGACACAGAAUCCGAAGCAAGCUCCAGGCUCUGAGCUGUCAGCACAGAGCCUGACGCGGGGCUCGAACUCACAAACCGCGAGAUCAUGACCUGAGCCAAAGCCAGACGCUCAACUGACUGAGCCACCCCGGUGCCCCGAAAAAUGCUUUUCUUAACCUAUUGUAUCUUCACAUUUAAAAUAUUUCAUUGUAUACUAAUAGCUCUCAAAAGAUAUUUGGGAAACGCCUGAUCAUAUACUAAGCCAUUUAUUAUGAGCGAGGGGAGCUGAGGUGAGCUAGAGGACUUUGAAAGAUGGUGGAGGUUUGGACAGCCUCUAUGAAGAAUGGACACAGGGACUGACAAAAGAUGAAGAAAGAAUUUCUAGAGGGUUUUGAGUCCAUCAAGGACUCAAGUGAGGCCCCAGAUGAGACACUUGACAUGGAGCCAACAGUCAACUUGGUUAUGCCAUGUCUGGGGGCUCAGUAGCCCAGGAGUUAGGGCAGUUGUGAUGGCAGAGAUUGAUUCUAGUUAGGAAUUUGUUGGAAGACGUGGCAUAACGGCCAUGUGAGAAAUUAACGGAGGCCUAACAAAAGAUCAGGAGUCUUGCUUGGGAUCCAGGCAAAUUGGAGAAGGAAGGUGAACCAGCAGUGCUGACCUGACAGUGUGAAAGAAUCAGGUAAGCUACAAGGACUGCACAUCUUGAGGUAAAAAACAUUUUUUCUAAGAAGGUCAUAGGCUUCUACAAAUAGAGUUUGUGGUCAGCAGUUUAGUGGAACGUUUCCAACUCUUGAGGUCCAAGGUGCGAUGUAAACAACUUUGUUCACAUAGUUCCCUUAAGUGGGUGGAGAAGCACAGCAGCGGAGUGGAGACCCAAGGCCUGGGUGACCAGCUGUUAACAGUGGCGUUGGUGUUACCUGGAAAAAUCUCAGAGGUGGGGUGGAAAGAAAGAUCUGAUCUGUAGUCCUCCUGACCAUGUGAAUGAAAUACUUAUCCAGCUGCCUUGAUUGUAUUGGGAUUUUAAUUAGAGUCCUUUCUCCCUUCUUUUAUUGAUUUAUUUUUAGGGUUUUUUUUUUUUUUU
Messenger RNA from Acinonyx jubatus (cheetah), 3421 nucleotides. RefSeq names its product insulin induced gene 2 (gene INSIG2). The transcript is spliced from 6 exons. Gene Ontology annotation, biological process: SREBP-SCAP complex retention in endoplasmic reticulum; cholesterol biosynthetic process; SREBP signaling pathway. Gene Ontology annotation, cellular component: endoplasmic reticulum; SREBP-SCAP-Insig complex. NCBI's taxonomy places the organism in Eukaryota, Metazoa, Chordata, Mammalia, Carnivora, Felidae. The record is from RefSeq and is a predicted model, not a curated record. Bases 258 to 920 code for a protein of 220 amino acids.